Molecule: messenger RNA, 3164 nt
Organism: Cuscuta campestris
Lineage: Eukaryota; Viridiplantae; Streptophyta; Magnoliopsida; Solanales; Convolvulaceae
Source: the annotation of a GenBank genome assembly
CAUUUGGGAGUACAAUUCAAUUAAUAAUAAGACCCAUUAAAAACAAAAACAAAAUUAUCCUCCCAAACCUAUAUUCUCUGCAUCCGCAGUCUAAUCCUCCUCACCUACUCCGGCAGCGGCGGCUCUUCCUCCCCUAACUCCGGCAGCGGCGCCUCUUCUUCUUCCUCCUCCAUUGCUCCGGAGAUCUCCUUUACCGAUUUUGUAGUUUAAAACCUGGUUGUCGAAGUGUGGUUGGCUGCAAACAAAAAUGUCAUAUGAAGUUCAAUAUGUGAAGAAUGAUUUUGGGGGUCAGAGCAAUGGAAGAUUGCUACAAGACAUUGAAGAGAUCAGUAAAUCUCUUUAUGCACAUAAUAAUAAAGCUCCAACUAAGGCCUUACUUUCUCCAUCAUAUCACACGAUCAAACCUCCGGGCAACAACGCACACCUCUCCAAUCCAAAGCCCAAAUUUUUAGUAGGUCUGUUGAGGAAGUGGAAGCCCUUAAAAACAUUGGCUCACAUGCGCAAUCGACGCUUCAGUUGUUGCUUCUUCGUCCACAUUCAUGCUAUUGAGGGCUUACCCAUGAGUUUCAACAACCUUAAUUUGUGCGUCAAUUGGAUUAGAAAGGAAUCGGUAUUGAAAACCCGGCCUGCUCAGGUCUGCUGCGGAACUGCUGAGUUCAGAGAGACUUUGAUGCAUCAUUGUUCUGUGUAUGGAAGUAGAAGCGGACCCCACGGUUGUACAAAGUACAAGCCAAAACUGUUUUUGCUCAAGGCUUCUGUGCCCGGUUCUCCUGGCUUGGAUAUCGGGGAACACUGGAUUGACCUUACGAGAUUACUUCCUCUUACUUUGGAGGAAUUAUUAGCAGAAGGGAAAAGAAAUUCAGGGAAGUGGUCCACAUGCUUUAAGCUGUCAGGAAAGGCUGAAGGUGCUUUGCUAAAUGUUAGUUUUUGUUUCUCUGUCUUUAACAGUAACUCCUCAGAGUAUUUAGCAGACAAUAAAGUUGUUGAAGGUGUUCCUAAGAUACCACUAGAUGAAAAAAGAUUUGGUGACCAAGGUUCGGCAUUUGACCCUUCAAUAACCUUUACGUUUCGGAAGCCCAUUGAAGGAAAACAAGAAAACUUGGUGGACUCUACUUGUAAAUAUACUACAAAAGAACAUGGAGACUUAACCUUUACUUUGAGUGAUUUGGGUAUUGAAGUGUAUAAUCAAAACCAGGUGAAAUCCGAGCAAGAAUCUAUAGGUUCUGAUAACUCUUUAGUCGAAACAAUUAAUGUGGCUGACAUUUUUCAAGAUUAUGAUACUGAUGAACUUGAAGAAGAAGAAGAAGAGCCAACUGUUGAAGAGCUUGAGUCCAUUGACCAAUGUGAUUACUCUAGUUUGGGAUCCUUGGAUGAUGUAACUGAAGCAGUUGCAAAUGAUUUUCUUAACAUGCUUGAGAAUAAAGAUGGCCCAAAGGAUAGUUCUGCUGAUUUUGAUCUGAUGGUGGUCAAUCAACAAGUCAAGAAGGAGAAGCAAAGAUUAACAGCGUCGAUUAGAGAUAAAAGGAAUCUUAAAAUGCUUGAGAAUUUGGAAACAGAAUCCCUAAUGAGUAAAUGGAAGUUAGAUGAGAGGUCAUUUCAACUUUCACCAUGCUCCACUUCGGGUGGAUUUGGAAGCCCUAUCUAUCUUCCUCCAGAGGAGCAGUUGGAACUGCCAUCUCUAGGGGAAGGGUUGGGACACACAAUACGGACCAAGAGCGAGGGAUUCUUGCGUUCAAUGAGCCCGUUGCUUUUCAAGGGCGUGAAGAAUGGUGCAAGAUUGAUCGUUCAAGUUUCCCGCGGGGCUGUGCUUCCUGUUGUGAUGGGUUGUACUGUAAUGGAGAUAUUAGAGCGAUGGGCAUUGGAGGGACUUGAGAAGUUCUCUGUUCAGGCAAAUACAUUGAUGCCUUUGGAUGAUAUCACUGGUAAGACAAUGGAACAAAUUGCCAGGGAAAGUGGAUGUGGGCCCAAGACGGACGAGAGAUUGAACAUGCCAAAAGAAUUUCAAAAAUGCUGCGAAGUGGAUGGUCUGGACUAUGUUUCUCAUGAAGAUCUUCUUCCAAUAGCAUUGGCUAAGGUGGAGCCUCUCGCAAUCGAAGGCUUAAGAAUACAAUGUAACAUGUCUGAUGCCGAACCACCUUCUAGCAUCCGGCUGUCCCCGGCCCACAAAGAAAACCGUUGUUAUUCCUAUGAUGAAUUAGUAAAUCUAACUUUGUCAUUGGACGAAUGGGUGAAGCUAGACGCAGACUGUUUCGACGAUGAAUAUGAGAUCUCUGAAAAAUGUUCUAAAAUUUCAGGUAUCAACUCUUCCUUUGGUCAAAACUAUGGUCUUCUAGACAGGAACUUCACAUUAGCUAUGAGAGUUCAGCUGAGGGACCCUUCCAGAAACGCAGAAAUGGUUGGCGCCCCAAUGAUUGCCCUGGUCCAAGUAGAGCGGUCUUUUUAUCCGGUGGACCAAAAUGCCCUUGCUCUCGGUUCGAAUGCUCGGCCCUUUUCUCGUUUUAAAAUCUCCACAGUCCACCUGUCGGGGACGAAUGUUGAAAACAUGGACAUGGGUAUUUGUGGGACAAGGAGGCAGAGAGAAUGCGGGUCCCGGUGGUUGCGGGGUAGUGGGGUAAGUAGGACGAAGAGACGUCCCCUUUUGGAGAUGGAGGGGCAAAACAGUCAUGAUGAUAUCUUGUGGAGCAUAUCUUCUCAAGCUCAUGGUGGCAUAGGAUUGGCAUCUUUGAAUAUUCAUGUUAGGAACCCUAAUAUUCUCUUUCCCAAGUGAAGUUGUCCAUGCCAAAAAACUUUUGGGACGGAGGAAAUAUAACUCAGGAUCAAAUCUCGACAUUGCCAGCGUGAGAGUUUUAUUGAAUGUGAUAAUUCUUUGUGCGCGCCAGGUACAAACGGAUUAUCUAAAGACCAAAUUAAGAUUAUAGUGUGAUUUAUUUUGUUAGUAUAACUCAUUGUGUAUAGGCCAUAGUGAAUGAUUGUUUUGUAGAAAGGGUUAUGGUUGGUCCCACUUGCAAUAGUUCUUAUUUUGAUGAUUGUAAUGUAAAAAAUGAUUGGUCUCUGUAUGUGGUCUUAUUUUAUUGGAGAGGAAACACAAAGGAAAGAAAGAAACACUUAGGCGCGCCAGGUCUGACACAAUGACAAGUGGUGUAGAAUAACAUGCCUCAUGGGGG